UACCCUCAUGCGCCUAAAGAAGUUUCACUUCAAAAAUGCAUUUUAUGUAAAUCUGAUUAUGCACAAUUUGUAAAAAAUUAUACAUUCUGGCAGCCCUGGUGGUAACAAUUAACUAACCUUUUACCUUAUCAACAAUAAUUAUGUGUUGUGAUAAUAUCGUAGACUAGUACUUAUAUAUUAUUAUUUAUUAGAUAUCUGUGUUAUUAUGUCUUAGGCUGUUGCUUGGUAUUUAAGUGUUUUUUUUUAAAUAUCAUGUCUUCGACGCCGAGAGUUCUUUCUAUUCAGAGUCAUGUUGUUCAUGGUUAUGUGGGAAAUAAGAGUGCUGUAUUCCCACUUCAAGUUCUUGGUCUAGAAGUUGACGCUAUCAAUACUGUGCAAUUUUCAACUCACACUGGAUACAAAGAUAUUAAAGGAACUAUUUUACAAAAUGAGGAUAUGGAAGAACUCAUAAAUGGCCUUGUUUUAAAUGAUGUUGACUACUAUACACACUUUUUAACAGGCUAUUCAAGAUCACCAGAAUCCUUGAAAAAGAUUGCACAAAUAAUUAAAAAUUUGAGGGUAAAAAACCCUGAUCUAGUUUAUGUAUGCGAUCCUGUCAUGGGUGAUAAUGGUAAGCUCUAUGUGCCCGAGAGCAUUUUGCCAGUUUAUAGGGAUGAUGUGGUACCAUUAGCUGACAUUUUGACCCCUAACCAAUUUGAAGCAGAGUUAUUGACUGGGUUGACUAUGAAAGAUUUGGACGGGGCUGUAAAAGUAAUACAAGCUCUACAUAAUAAAGGCGUGAAAACAGUUGUCCUGUCAAGUACAGACUUAGGAGAUGAAAAUAACAUGAUUGCCAUUGCCAGCAAUAAAGACUGCUGUUACCAGGUACAGAUACCAAAAGUAGAUGCAACCUUCACAGGCACAGGAGAUUUAUUUGCAGCAUUGUUUUUAGCAUGGUCAUACAGAACUAAAAACAAUUUAAAGUUAACAUUAGAGCAAACCAUCGCCACACUGCAAGCCAUUGUCAAAGACACCUAUGAUAAUGCUAGAAGAAUUCAACCGACUGGAAAGAUUCCACCCAAGCUGAUAGAGCUACGACUAAUUCAAAACAAGCAGAUUAUUGAGGAGCCCAAAAUCAACAUAACAGCUACUGAGAUAAAACUUAAUUGACAAAGUGCUUAAUUUGUUGCACAACAACUUAUGUAUAAAAGUUACAAAGUUAUCUGUCGCAUUUAAUAUAAUGUUAUGAAAAUAUUAAGAAAGAAGACAAUAAUACAAGUUAAUAAUUGUUUUAAUUAGGGUGGAUAAUAAAUAAGCCUAGCUUGUUACUGUGUUGUCACUUAAAAUUAGCUAGAGAAAUAUUUUCAUUCAUACAAAUAUUUAAAUCAAGUGAGAACUUUGUUAUCAGUAACAGAAUACUAUGGCAACAUAUUAUAUUUUAGUUGCUAAUUUACUUAGUUUAGAUAAGGAUAUACAGUAUUAUUUGUACAUGGGGAACGUCACGCCAAAUCAUUAUUUAAAUAUGAAGCGACCAAUGAAGUCUUCCAAAAAUAUGUCUGUGAUUUCCAUUCAUUUUUGUUAUAUAAUUUUAGCUUAAAUCAAUAUUGUUAUUAAUUUUGUUACAAUUAGAAAAUAAAAGUACAAUUAUUAGUU
Molecule: messenger RNA, 1632 nt
Organism: Pieris napi
Lineage: Eukaryota; Metazoa; Arthropoda; Insecta; Lepidoptera; Pieridae
Gene: Pdxk
Product: pyridoxal kinase
Exons: 6
Coding region: 253-1149 (298 amino acids)
Biological process (GO): pyridoxal 5'-phosphate salvage
Cellular component (GO): cytosol
Molecular function (GO): pyridoxal kinase activity
Source: RefSeq, a predicted model, not a curated record